GGAGGAGAGACGCGCCGGGCGGAGCGGGGCUGGGCCGAGGCCCGGGCGGGGAGCGCGGCGAGCCCGGCGGAGCGGAGCUGAGCCUGCCGGUUUCCGCUACCCUGGCUGCAUACUCGCUAUCAAAUUCCCCCAAGGGAGAGAAAGCAAGCAAACGCCUUAGAGUUAUCUACGAAAUUCACAAAAAGUCACUUCUUUGUAAAUUAUUACGUGCCAGGAAAACAUCAAGAGAAAUAGUCUCAAGAACACAGGCAAAGGAAUCUGGGAGAAGGAAUAUGGGUCUUCAAAACAAAUGUGCUAUAGGCAGUAAAUCUCAUUAACGGGACUUUGCGUCAAGGCAGAAACCAGUAUAGUGACAAUAAUAAUCCCAUUUAUUUACAUAGCGCUAAAUAUAUCGUUGCCACUUUCUGAUAAAACAAAGGCAGAUUCUUCAAUGGCAGAGGGCGGAUCGAAGGACCCAGUCAGUUUCUUCCAUCCCUAACUUCUGUGAAUCUCAGAUAAAUACACCACUUUGGAGAGAGGGGAGUGGGGGAAUCUCCGAUCUCCAUUAGACACUCAGCUCCAAGUUAGAGACAACAAGCGUUUCCCCUUCAGGCCCCAGAGGAAGGAAAUCAAUGCAUCUGCAGAGAAAGAAGAAGCCAUUGAGUUGUUUUGAAUGAAAAUGUGAUUGGGUUGUGGGGGUUUUUUAGAGGAUUGAUCUAAAAGGAGAGUGAGGAGACAAGAAAGGGAGACAGAAGACAUUGGCCUGCUGCUGUCUGACUGGCAGAUUCCAGUUAACACCUUAUCAGCAGAGCAGCAGGCAGCAGCAAAUCCUCGCCCGCUGAAGCUACACAGCGAAAGGAAGAGGGGAGGGUGUUCUGUAACCAGGGACGACAACAGCAACACUCCACAGAGCUACCGGGAGGAUAGAGAGAGAGACACACACACAAUAACCUUCCUUCCCAGGCUGUGCAAGCAAGGGCAGGGGAGGAAAAACAAAUCCACCUGCAGUGUUUCAUUUUUUAUGAAGAGAAACCAUGACUGAAAUGUAACCACAGCUCUGGUCGCUGUAAAAAAACCGAACCCCAAAGCCCUCUCCCCAAGUGUAAUGUAGCAAUUCUGUUUAUUAGCGUUAUUCUUCAAUUGAAGAGUGGGGUAAACUCCUCCAGGACUGAAAUCCCAUCUCCCAGAAGGUGGGAGCACCACUAAAACAAAAGCAAUUCUUCCCUCUCCCCCUUACUCCAUUGCUGCUGCUGCUUUUGUGUUUUUUAAAGAAACAUUGUUCUAGGAAGGAGAGGAGAUUGGAAGAAGAACCCGAGGUGAUUUUGAAUUGUUUUUAAAGUCAAGGCAAGCCUUCGGAUGACCCCUCAGUGAGAGAGGGGGAGUUACAAGGCAAUAUAGUGAUUGAUGUACUGAGUGAUCUGGAGGAAGAGCUGCUGGGCAAUAAUGGGGAAAUCCAACAGCAAGUUGAAGCCUGAAGUUGUGGAAGAGCUGACCAGGAAGACCUACUUUACAGAGAAGGAGGUUCAGCAGUGGUACAAGGGCUUCAUCAAGGACUGCCCCAGCGGACAGCUGGACGCAGCUGGCUUUCAGAAGAUCUAUAAGCAGUUCUUUCCCUUUGGCGACCCAACGAAAUUUGCAACCUUCGUUUUUAACGUCUUUGAUGAAAACAAAGAUGGGAGGAUCGAGUUUUCGGAAUUCAUCCAGGCGCUGUCAGUCACUUCCCGAGGGACCCUGGAUGAGAAACUGCGGUGGGCGUUUAAACUGUACGACUUGGACAACGAUGGUUACAUCACGAGGAACGAGAUGCUGGACAUCGUAGACGCUAUUUAUCAGAUGGUGGGAAAUACGGUAGAGCUUCCAGAAGAGGAAAACACACCUGAGAAGAGAGUGGAUCGGAUUUUCGCUAUGAUGGACAAGAAUGCCGACGGGAAGCUAACGCUGCAGGAGUUCCAGGAAGGCUCCAAAGCCGACCCAUCCAUCGUACAGGCCCUGUCCCUCUAUGACGGACUCGUAUAGUCCUGGGAUCCCAAGCUGAGUUGCCUGGGGGAAGAUUCUUUCUGUGCCAUCAGACCACCUCAGUAAAGAAGCUUGCCUGUCCCUCUCCAGCCUUCCUUUAUGUUACACGAACAAGGGAGGCGCUUGAAGUGUGAGGUCAUCCCCCGCACCCACUCUGCACUCUGAAUUAACCGUGUCCAUUUGCCAACUUCCGCUUUCUCAACAACAACAAUAACAACAACAAAAAAAGGGAAAAAAAGAAGAAAAAAGAAAGGAAAAAAAUAGAAAAAGAAAAAACAGUGAAUUUUUCAGCUUCUGGGGGUGGAAGGGAUCAUGCAUCGCUGUGUGGAGACCCCUCCCGCCUCUUGCUUUUACUUAGUAGAUUUUUUUUUUGGAACAGACUAAAAACACUAAAUAUUUUACAUUGUUUUCAUAGAAAAGCGCAGCAUGAAAAAGGAGCCAAAAGGUACUGCUGAGGUCUUGGAGCGGGCGGCUGCUGCACGCCGUCCGAGUGCUUGAUCACCAUCGGCUUCUGCUUUAUCGGCGGGGGGGGGGGACGAGGGGAUGGACGAUAAAAGGCAAUUGGAAAUGAAAGUUCCACAUCCCCUGCGUUUCCAGCAGCAGCCCAGCCGGCGUCGCUAGGGAGAUCUGUAUAGUUUUUGUGAUACAGUAUUGUGCUUUUUUUUUUUUUUUUGGAUGGAAAAAGUGAGGCUUUUGUGACUAUGCCUCUCUCUGUUAUCGAUAUCUUUAUUUAUUUGUUGUAACCGUUGCUGCUGUGUUUAGUCUUUCGUGUGUUGAAACACCUAGGUGAUAAAAGUUGCAAGGUUUACACACUAUGGCAGGGGGAGGGAGCCUGCUAUUGCAAUUAAGCCAAAAAUAUUCUCCCCCCACCCCCGCCCAUAUACUGUGCUUUGUCGGCUGGUUGAUGUUUUACGGGGGAUAAUCUAACCCCCUUCUCCUUAUUCCCAUACCUCUAGUCCCUGCACCCUGCCCUCCCUCCUUCCUUCUCUUUAGAAACUCAGCUACUACCCCUGACAAAUCCCCAGGCUUGGACUGAACGCUCUCCUCCCCUCAACAAGCUGUAUUUCUGUUGCCCUUAUGCAUUCAUUUUGCCAUCUUGCCUUUGUGUAAAGCAGAAUGAUGAAAUAUACAGUAUCCAGACAUUUUUCUGCAUGAAAAGUAUUAAUGGGGCCAAUAUUGUUUGAGCUUUAAAAUGACCCUUCUUUUUGGAAAAUCCUGGGACUGUCGUGUAUCUGUCUUGCGGGGCGGAUGGGGAGUUAAAAAAAUGGAACUGUAUUAAGGCCUUGCUAAGCCUCCAGGAGGUUGGGAGCCUGGAGUCCCUGUGGGCUGAGAACAGAGAUGGCUGGUUGAUUGUACAGUGUAAUGUUUUUGAAAAGAACCAGCAGGUCAGUGGAGCUUAGGAGAGUUGUCUAAGCAAACUACAAUUCAUAGCUGUUUAAGGCAAAACCCAAAGCCUUGACGCUGUCCAGAGCUACUUGACGCUGUCCAGGGGUGUCUCCUGUCCAGAGUGCUGCUUAGUGUCCUGGAGAAGGAAGAAUGGCUGUAGCCUCUUAGCGUUUUGCCACGUUUGCGCUCGUUUGAUAGUUUUAAAGUGCUCCUGAGUUUUGCUCUUCGGGCCAUGCAUUGAGAGAAGGCUUGUUCAGUGGGUCACAUCCAUUCCUACGGCGCCCAGUUUGGGUCACAAAGAUGGACCUGAGCUUUGAUAAACAGGAAAACAAUCAACAAAACAAAUCCGGCUUUGCCCCUUCCCCCAUUUCUGCUUGGUCUAUCUCCACCUUUGGGCGAAAUGGAAUAGCAGAAUAGACGCACAGUAGCAAACGCACCCAAGACUAGGGCAGGCAUUUGAACGGAAAGCCUCCUGCAGGUUUCCCUAGGCAGGUUUGUGCGGUGCCUGUACACACACAGUGCACCAUGAACAUCAGAGACCUUUGCCUUUCCACCCGCGUUUUUGGUCAUGCACCCAGAGGUUGGUGCAUUCCCCUGUUGUGCUAGCUAACCGCAGUGUUUCUAAGGCUCUGAUCACCAUGGGAUCCAAACACCAAGCAUUGUUCUGCUUCAGACUGUGUGUAACAAGAACAGCUGCAGAGUAAUGGAUUGGGAGGCAGGAGGAAGAAUCUGCUCUUGGGUUCUCCCAGGCAGUACUUGAAACCUCUCAGGGGAAACCUGUGAAAAGGGCAGUGACUCCAUCUUUCAGAGCCGAAAUUGCUUUUUCUGUAUAUAAAUCCCAGCCACUGUGCCAAGCACUGCUUCCCCUUCCUUCCUUCCUCUCCCACCAUAUCCCUACAGUGUAACCAGUGCAAGCUGUGCUUUGCCAGAGAUGAUAUACAGCCCAGGUGACCCAGAUUUGGCACUCAAAUGCCUGCAGGGUGGUGAAUGUGGGUGCCUCUUUGCACAGGGGCAGAUAUCCAUAGGAGGGGUGUCUCCUGUCUCCGUAGUCGGGCAGACUUCGAGAUCGUCCACACACCAGAGCUACAUAGAUUUGAAACAUGAACUCCGGCUCCAAAAACAGCUGACUUCAGUCGCUGGAACUAAAGAAGAGAUGUCCAUUAGCUGUCACCAGCAUUAAGGCUUCUCUUCUGCGUAGACUGCGUUAGGGGCGAUAUGGGGACACACAGUCGAGUAAGGUCUGAUUCCGUCCAGCCGUGAUACAUUUGCACUAGCUUGUACAUAACACUGGCUUUCUUCCAGUACUUUGCAUUCCAUGUUCAGUCCUCCAUGUGUCACAGAGCACAGAUGUUUUAGGAUGGCAACUGCCCCUCAAUCCCUGCUUGCUAUUGCAGGUUAUGGCGAUACCCGGGUCGUGGAAACAUAAGAGCUUUUGGCCUAUCACAAGCUGUGGAAACCAGGAAGGCUUUUCUCCACAGUCUGUGUCCUCUCUUUACCGCCACGCAGUUACGGUGGAAGUUCUCCGAAUCUUGUUCCAGAAGAAAGAAGAGUGAGCUGGUAUUGUAACUUUCUAGAGCGCAGCCUGUUUUCUUUUUUUUUUUUUUUGGCGUGAAACGAGAGGGGAGUGCUCUACCCGCACACUCAUCAGUGUAAGCAACUGCAUCUGCCCUGCAUUUUGCAUUUAAUACCCCAGUACCUUUUCUUUGGGUGGGGCUGGAAGUUAUUUCUCAUUGUGUGGUUAUAAUGAUGUCCUUCAUCCUUCCCAGCGAGGUCACCCACGCUUUCCAGAGCAAUAUUUUCAGCAACUGGGUCACAAAUGCAGCUGGUAUAAAUCACUCCACUGACUUCCAGGGAGCAACUCUGAUCGACAGCAGCUUGAGGACGGAUCCCUGAUGUGUGGGCAGCAUUGGGUGGGAGGCCUCCUGGCCCACAGAACACCAAGCCCAAAGGCCUGGGCUGUGAUCAACACUUCGGAGCUGUCUGCAGUCGCCUCAGCCAACCCAAGGUCCAACCAGCAAAGCAAGGAUUUUAAACAGCAGAGGUGGCCGGGGCGGAGAAUUAACUCCAGGCGAACUGUACAUGUCAAUUUUGGCUCCAAGUCUGGAAUUUUCAAAUCCCAUUAGUACCUAACUCCGAAAUCCCAUCCCUAGUGCAGAGUGGCCAUCUAUCUACGGUGGCUAUUUAUUCCCCAGCACUGGUAAAGAACUCUUGUCUUGUCCUACAGCUGCGUUCCAUUUGUAACAAUCACACAGAGCACUCAAACAUCCCAUCUAUAUCGUUCUUAAGGACCAUCCCCUUCCACAUGUUUCUCUCACUGGUAUCGGCAAAGCACAAAGUGUGGGAAGUAGCAUGAUCUAUUUGGUUGCUUGUUAAGCUGAGCUGCCAGAGCUUGAUUUGUGUGCACAUCCAUCUUGCGUACGUCCAAGCAGAACUUGGUCAGCAUGCUGCGUAACAGACCUAGCUCCAGAUCUAGCUUGAGGGCUUGGGGAUGACUCAUGCAUUAGCAGGUCAAGAGAGAGAGAUUUUGGGGGGAGAACCACAAAACUGCGUAUUUUUGUUCCCCUCAAAGGCACCAGUCAUGCAGUGAGGCCGGAGACCGUCCACUGGUGGGUUGCGAAUCCCAUGGAGUGCGUAGCUUGACUUGAAAAUGUGGUAGGAAUGUCCGUUUCCCCUCUUGUUCCAUUCACCAGGUAGGCUGGAUAGUCUGGAUCGGCUCUACUAUAACUGAUUCCUCCAGAUAGAGGCCUCAAGCCAGAAAAGCACAUGCUUACGUCCACCUUUAUUCAGGAAAUCACUUAAGCAUGUGCUUAAAUUUUCAUUCCUAAAUAGAGAUGAGUCCCUGGAUUGGGGCUUGAAUGAUUUCUGUCAUUACUUAAAAUAAUAACCAGCCUCUUCAAUGACUCCUGAUCCUGAAAGCCCCAUGGGUGGAAUGUUCUGAAACCAACAUGGUUCCACUAGGAAAUGAUCCUGUAUGAGACGAUACAUAUUGUUCAGAAAUAGCAUCAAGACACUGCAGUUCUGUAUGGUGAGAGGUUUUGUCUUGGGGCUACUGUGGUAUUGCUUUGUAAGGAGGGACCCAUUGACUGUGACACUUCUUGAGGAGACUUGAUCAACCUUAGGAGAACUCACCAAGCAACUGCUGCAUUUUAUGGCAGGACAAAUUCUGACCUCAUAGGGCCUGAUCCUGAUCCCACUAAACUCAAUGGACCAGAUCUUCAGCUGGUGUAGAGUCAGUGGCUCCGUUGGUUUUGAUGGAGCUAUGUCCGUUUUAUACCAGCUGAGGUCUGGCCCAGUGGGACUUUUGCAUUGACUUCAAGAGGAGCAGGACCAUAAUAUGAAUCUGUAGAGCCAUUGCAAUAGGGUUUUGAAGGUGUCGGAGGGCCCUGAGCUUUUCCUGGGUGCUGCUGGCUCUUUUGGAAAGCUUGGCUUAAAAUAAAGGAAGCGAGACAAGGAAUUGAACUCCUUUACCAUGUUCUCUUUAAGGGCACACAAGUUUUUACACCCAAGAGCCAGGCCUCUCUCCCUUUGCAGCUGGGAGUUGGCUGGCUUCUGCUUUUCCCUACAAUCUGAUAUGUUACAGGGAUGGAUGGGUGAAGAAUGGAACAUACCAUCCCGGUCAUGCCAAGGGAAACUCAAUUCCCCUGCUGCUUUGUGGCCAGAAUGCUCUCGUUUUUUGGUAGCUCUCUGCGGUGCCGCCUGGCUCACCAUUUCUUCCCCUCCAGGCUGGUCCCUUUCUGAUACCAACUGGCGUUUAAGGUGAAUGUGACACUUCUGUAACUUCCCUGGCUGAUAAAUAACUAACUGCACAAAGGUUAUAACAAUAGCCAGGCAAGUGUGAAUGUAUUUGUUCUGGCACUUUCCUCGGAAAGGCUUUUAAGUUUGGCAGAGGCUUUUCACCUUCCAGUUCAUUGUAUGAAGGAGCCACCGUAUGUCAAGGAUCAUUGGUCCAGCUCACACAGAACUAUUUUUUAACAAAUAGAUUGUCUUUGCCAGAUUUUCAGUAGCAGCAGCCGUCUCUAGCUCGGCCGCAGUUAACAACCCCUGGUCUGGGAGCUGCAGAGAGCCCUGGUAACGCACUCUCGAGGAAGCAAGGAAUCUCAGGUGUCAGCGAAACGCUUUUAUUUAACUAUCGGCAACAUGGGGGUGCUACUGGAUUCAGUGUCUUACUCGGAGAAGCCCCAAGCUCUUUCCAUUCCCAUGUCUCUCUCUCUAGCUUACUUCCAGGAGCGCCGCCAGCUUUUUUGGCGCCCUAGGCGGUGGAAGGUCCCGCCCCCAAAAUGCUGCCCCCGACAUAGGCUGCGGAAGGUCCCGCCCCCAAAAUGCUGCCCCGACAGAGGCGGCGGAAGGUCCCGCCCCUGAAAUGCCGCCCCCGACAGUGGCGGCGGAAGGUUCCGCCCCCGAAAUAUCGACGGCAACCGGGGCGGCCGAAGCUCCAGCCACCGUGGUCGCCGCCCCCCAAAUGUUAGCGCCCUAGGCAACCACCGAGGUCGCCUAAUGGGUUGCGCCGGCCCUGCUUAUUUCCUGUGAGCUCCUAAAAGGCCCAAAAGAUGGUAGUGGGCCCCACUGACACGCACCGCUAAGGGAGUAAGCGGAACGGAGCCUUCGGCCUCUCUGCCCUGUUAGAAAGAGUAGGAAAGAAAGCUGUGUUUGUCAGGGCGAGUGGGUCGAGAUGGGGCGGGAAAGAAGUGUUGGGUUUGAGCUCACGAGGCCUUCAACUGGUAGGGAGCGUGGAAGAGAAACGUACCGCACAGCAACACCCAGGCUCUGGCUGAUUCCAGUCCUUCCCCUAGAGCUGUACCUGAGGUCUUCGCCACAGCCCUGCCUGACCGCCAGUGAAAGAUGACUUCUGCUUGGCAAUUUUUGCUGACCCUCUGGGUGGUCGUCAACUGCUGCCUUCAGGACGGUGCAGUCCCCUAGCCCAGCGUCACUGUCAGACCCUCUAUUCUUUUAAUAUUUGCAAAUUAAAAACGGAAGAGUUUUUGAGUGAAUAAAAAGCUUUGGUUGAUUAAUAAAGAGCCUGUUGAAUCUUCUCUUUUGUAACAGUGUAAGUUUUCCCUUAUGGACAGGCAAGUCCGUUGCUGGAGCCAGACGUUACCUGCAGGGCUGUUUGAGAACUCAGCAAUGGAGUAUUUUCUCCCUGAGGGGCAGCAUGUUCCAGUGGGGAGGGUACGGGACUGGAACUGGUGAGACCUGGGUGCUAGUCGUGCUUCAACUCUUGACUCACCGAGUGGCUUUGGGCAAGUCACGUAGGCCAAACAUUUCAAACGUGGCCAAUGAUUUUGAGAGCCUGACUUUGAGAUGCCUUCAGCCUUGUUUUCAGAAGUGCUGAGCAUCCACCCCUCCAGCAGAAAGCCACGGGAACUGCAGCUUCUCAGCACCCCUGAAAAUAAGUCAGAAGGCAUCUCACCUGAGAAAACGGCCUUAACCUCUCUGUGCCUCAGUUUUCCCAUCUGUAAAAUGGGGUUGACACCUACCCAGUCUUGUAAAGUGCUUUGAGAUCUACAUACAAAAAUGCUGUCGGAGCGCUAAGUAUUAUGUGACUAUUAUUUAUUAUUAGUGAAUUGAUUUUGCACGGUCUCCAGAAAAUGAAACACAAAGGAACCAUGAGUAACGGGGAAAUCACUUCCUCCUGGUUUUGGAAUAUUCAGUUUAUUUCACCAAGACAUUACCUUUUUAAAAAAUAUCUGGGUCAUUAUUAAAAAACAACCACGGCAACUGAUGUAUUUGUUUUUGUGAUGUUUUCUGCACAACAUUUCCCGAAAUGUUCCUGGACUAAAGAGAGAAGAGUGGUGCAGCUGUGACAUUUGAAAAAACAACCAGUAAUGGAGUCAAAGGUGCAUGGCCAGCCUCUAAUAACUUGUUAUCUGUCACUGUCAGUGUUGCAUAGAUUAAAAUGCGGGAUCUGUA
Molecule: messenger RNA, 9288 nt
Organism: Malaclemys terrapin pileata
Lineage: Eukaryota; Metazoa; Chordata; Testudines; Emydidae
Gene: NCS1
Product: neuronal calcium sensor 1
Exons: 9
Coding region: 1423-1995 (190 amino acids)
Molecular function (GO): calcium sensitive guanylate cyclase activator activity; calcium ion binding
Source: RefSeq, a predicted model, not a curated record